Molecule: messenger RNA, 2352 nt
Organism: Mauremys mutica (yellowpond turtle)
Lineage: Eukaryota; Metazoa; Chordata; Testudines; Geoemydidae
Exons: 7
Coding region: 46-2055 (669 amino acids)
Biological process (GO): translation; translational elongation
Molecular function (GO): GTPase activity; GTP binding; translation elongation factor activity
Source: RefSeq, a predicted model, not a curated record
UCUGGAGUCAGUGCUGGGACAGAGCAGCUGCUGCACCGUGGCCCCAUGAGCCAGACUCUGCUCCAGAUCCUGGUGCUCGGCCCAGAGGCCUCUGGGAAAUCGACCAUGACUAGACACCUGCUCUGCAAAGGGGGUGACAGCUGGAAGCGUCUGGAGAAACCCCAGAGAGAGACAGGGAGGAGCCCCCCCACACAUGCCCGGGUGCUGGACAGGCCGAGAGCAGAGCAGCGGCAGGGCGCAGCCCCCAGUCACCUCCUGCAGCACUUCAAGACCCCAAAGUACGAGGUCAUCGUUGUCGAUUCCCUGGAGCCUGGGGGGCUGCCCGGUAACCCGUUCCCAGGCAGCGCUCCGGCCGGCGCUGCCGUGCUGCUGGUCCCUGCGGCCGGGGGACAGCGUGAGGCUGGCUGCGCUGUCACCUGCCAGCAGGUCCUCUUGGCCUGCAACCUGCCGGCCAAGCAGCUCGUCGUCUGUGUGAACAAGAUGGAUGCCACGCAGCCUCCCUACAGCUGCCAGCGCUACCAGGAGAUCACCCAGGCAGUGUGCGCCUUCCUCCGCCAGCUGGGCAAGAACCCAGCAACUGUGGCUUUUCUCCCCAUCUCGGGCUUGCAUGGGGACAACCUGCUGGAACCCAGCUCCAGAAUGCCCUGGUUCCGAGGCUGGGCAGGCACUAGGAAGCGGGGUGGUACCAUGGCCACCAGCCUGCAGCAGGUCCUGGAUUCUCUUGUCCCUGGGCGGCCCCAGCAGGACUCCAACUACACACGUGGAGUGUGGUCGGAGGCGGAGAUGAGGAGCCUGCUCUCAGUCUGGAAGGACAUAGCAGGCCAGGUGGCACACGGCGUGCCACUGGCCCGGGAGAUGUCCCUGGAGCUCACGAGAGCGGGAGUCAGGCGAUCGCCACAGCAGUGCCGUGUGAAGGCCAAUGCCAUGAUGAAGCAAUACUUCCACUGCCAGAUCGGGGUGGGGCGGGGCCGCUGCCCGUUCUACCAGGAGCUGCACGCGAUCCUUGGGGGUGAGGUCACCAAGCUGAUGUAUGACUUGGAACAUCCCUGUGAGUGCAGCGCCGGCUCGAUGGACCUGGACAGCGCCAGCUCGACGGACCUGGACAGCACCGGCUCUCUCACGGAAGAGGAGUCUGACAGUGGGGAAGCAGAAGACCUGGAGAUGUUUCUAGCAGGCCUGGAGGGUGACCCUGUGAGAAUGAGCAGCACCCCCGUGCCCUGCUUAGAGGCGCCCCCGACCCUCCCAGCCUCCCCUGACGGUACCACGUCAGCCGGCCUGAAGAGGAAGGACCCGGAGCGCCCCGUCCUGUGGCUGCCGAAGAAGCCGCGAGGGGAAGCCCUUCACGCUGGCACGCAGCCGCUGGCGCCGUCCCAGGGGAGGGAGGGGCCAGGCGGUUACCUUGAUACCGCACUAAACUGGCCAAAGCAGAUCCUGGAGACCCAGUGCCCGCUUGCUUCCACCCCGCCUGUGCAGCCCUCCCACCCCCAGCUGGCCCCACCCGCCCUGCUCCUGUCCCAGCCAGCACGGCCCCAGCAGGUGCUUUCAUUGCAUUGCCUGCAGGCCCCACCUCGCUGGUGCCCCACUGAGCCUGUGCCUCAGCCGCAGGCCCCACCCCUCCAGCUCCCAUCCCUGCCCCUGCAGCCCUGGCACACCCCUCCGCUGCAGCCCCCGUCUCUCUGGCUUCCAUCCUCCCCCACCCACUGGCCGCAGCCCCCUCCGCUGCGCCACCAGUGCGCCCUCCUGCUCCCAGCCUGGCCAAGGCAGCACUGGCAGGCCCCACCUCGGCAGCUGCCCCCCCAGUCAGAGCAGCGCCAGCAGGCCCUUCCCGUGCAUCCCAAGUACCCGCGGCUGCUCCCAGUCCCGUCCCAGCCACCCGCUCCGCUGCAGCAGCUGCCGGCCUCCCCUCUCCAGUAUCCGUCCCCUCCGCAGCCCUGCCAGCUGGCCCUGUCUCCCCAGCACCCCCAGCCCAGGCCUGCCUCCCCGCCAUCCCUUCUCGACAGCCGCCCCUUGCUGCAGGCUCUCUGCUGGUCCCUCGCUACCACGGCCCUGGCCUGAGGGCUCGGGUGCCGGCCGCAGGCUGUAAUUCAGCCUCGUGCCAGGGCAUUGCCCACCACAGGCGGCCAGGGGCCGUGCCUUGCAUCCCUCCAGUCCUGCUCGGCCCCCUGGGCUUUAGGUGCAGCAGCGUCCCUGGCCCUGGAGGCUCUUGUGGGGGAAAGGGGCUCUUGGAGCUGGCGCCGGGCUGGGCCGGGGUACUCUGCGCUGGCGAAACCGGACAGCCGCGGCUUAGGCCUGCAGGUCGGCGGCUUCCCGCUGUGCUUUGUGGUGGUGAGUGACAAUAAAGUGUUUCCCGCA